UUUUACACCGUGUUGUUUACUAUAUUAAAUAUCAUAAUACUUAUAACUUAAGGGUGACAGCUAGUAAAAUGUCACAAGCACAUACAUUCUGGUAUGUGUUUUUGGUUCUUCUGGUCUCACAAGCCUCUUGUUGGAUAUCAGAAUGUAAUUCAACAGAACCAAAUUGGCCACAAAAACACAGAGAUUAUGCAAGCAGACCAAUCAGUGAUCCUUUCUGCAAGGCUGGCCUAAUUCCAUUCUGUCCUACCGGAAUGCAAUCAAACUUUAUGCCUAAAGUGGCACCAACAGAUACCUUGUAUGUCUAUGCAAUGAAAGCUCCAGUGUGGGAGUUUAAAUUUGGAGAUUUCCUUAAAAAGUUUAACAUCAUGCACGAUGCCAUAGGAUUUCAUCAUGUCCAGUCUGGUCUUAACAUGACCAUGGAAUGGUAUGAGCUGUUCCAGUUGUUCAACUGCACAUUUCCCCAUGACAGACAGCAGCAAAAUGAUCUGCUCUGGUGCAACCAAGGCGCAUCUUGCAUCUACAUGGGCAUAGAUGAGAAGCACUGGAGGGACAAUGGUACCCUGGUCAAAGUCAGCGAAAUUUCCGGUGAUACUUUCAACAAGUUUGCUGAUUGGACAGAAUCUGACAACAAUACAUUCCCAUUUUAUGAAACAUGGACAGUUAAGGAAAAGCCAACUGGUGUCACAUGGUUUGAUCCCUUUGACUGCGCCUCCUGGGUCAUCAGAGCUUUUGACAAAAUGCACGAGUACGGCGCUACGUUCAACCAGUCGGUUCACCUCAACUACACCAAGGCAGUCCUCUACAGUAAAAAACCAACUUGCGUCGGCAACGCCACUACAAUUUAUCAAAACAAAGGCCUUCUGGAGAGCUUGAAGAAGUUUUACUCCUACUUCCAGAGCAGGCAAAGCAUGGUUGAUGUCCUGGCGCACUUGAUUGAGUACCUCCCAUACUUUUUACUAUAUGAUACAUUCUACUUGUACUACAAUGAUGAAUACUGGCAUUUACCAUUACAAUAUCCUUACAUACAAAUAACGUAUGAAGAAGUGCCUCUCCCCGGUCCAUAAGCAAUGCAUCUACUUAUUUAUUUAAAAACACACCAAGCUUUCUGCUGCUUUUUACUGAUAAAAUUCUACAAAAACUUAAUAUUUUUGUACUGUUAAUAAAUUUGUAUUAAUUUUUUAAAAGGUUAGCUUGCAAUUGUGUGUGUAUGUCCUGCUGAAGAAAAUUGUUAUAUGCUUCUGACUGUUAUGCUCAAUCCAUUUUUAUAAAUAAGUAUAUAAAGAUGUUUAUAAUAAGAAGCUUUUGAGAAUGCACAAAAUAGAAGAAAAAUAAAAUUGACUUCUUCAAAUAGGUUAUUUUGUCUUCCAAUAAAAACUUCAGAUUAGAAACUACGAAGCUAUGUAUCCUAUGUUGAACUUUUAUAAGAAAUAUUGCUUGUUUUUUUUUAUUAUUGCUUUUUACAAUCAUCAAAAUAAUAUUUUUAUCAUAUUUUUUAUAUACCAGUUUUAAUGUAAACUUUGUUACAUUUAUUUUAUCUCAUUCCAGUUGUUAAUUUUUUUUUUUUAAUGAAAUCUUUUUACCAUUAAUAUAGGAUGAAAUUAAUUUUUUUUUCUUUUUCUUAAAUCAGACUAGCAUUAAGAAAAGCUGUGCAAUUUUUAUUUUUUAUUUUUUUUAAAGAUGAAUUACUUUUUCAAAAAAUGUUUUUAAAAAAUGUAUUGGUAUGUAAUAAAUCUUUUAUUGCUUUUUUUUUCAUUGUUAUUGAUAUUUUAUUUUAAUAUUUUUUGGCUAGAAUCUAAAUAUUCUUUUUCUCAAAAUUUGAAAACUUAUCUAACAACUAUUACUGUAGUUACAAGAGUUUUUAGCAUUUAAAUUUUGCAUUUACUGUUGUGAAAUAGUUUUCACAAAUCAGAUAUUCAAAGUGUAACCUUAGCUCAAAAAAACAUACUAAGAACAAACAAACAAAUGUGAUGUUCUUCUUCUUCUUC
Molecule: messenger RNA, 1985 nt
Organism: Physella acuta
Lineage: Eukaryota; Metazoa; Mollusca; Gastropoda; Physidae
Product: ceroid-lipofuscinosis neuronal protein 5-like
Biological process (GO): lysosome organization
Cellular component (GO): lysosome; lysosomal membrane
Molecular function (GO): hydrolase activity, acting on glycosyl bonds
Source: RefSeq, a predicted model, not a curated record